Gadus chalcogrammus (walleye pollock) is the source of this 3318-nucleotide messenger RNA. RefSeq names its product family with sequence similarity 102 member Bb (gene eeig2b). The transcript is spliced from 11 exons. The record is from RefSeq and is a predicted model, not a curated record. Bases 145 to 1281 code for a protein of 378 amino acids. NCBI's taxonomy places the organism in Eukaryota, Metazoa, Chordata, Actinopteri, Gadiformes, Gadidae.
UGCCUCAUCCCUGGAGCUCUCGCUGUGGUCUUCGUGGGCAGUUCGGUUCGUUCUCUGCACACCGUAGAUUAAAACACAAUGGGGCUGUAAUGCAUGCAACCGCAGAGGUAACACGACCCUCUCGACACAUAAAGUAAACCUUGUAUGGAUUUCAUGAUGAUGAAGAAGAAGAAAUUCAAGUUCAAGGUGGACUUCGAGCUGGACGAGCUGUCGUCGGUCCCUUUCGUGAACGGCGUUCUGUUCUGCAAGGUCCGGCUGCUGGACGGGGGCUUCUCCGAGGAGUCAUCCCGGGAGGCGGUGCAGGCCAACUGCGUCCACUGGAAGAAGCGCCUCUCCUUCCCCUGCAAGAUGAGCGCCAGCGCGGGCACCGGCGUCCUGGACCCCUGCGUGUGUCGCGUGUCGGUCAGAAAGGAGCUGAAAGGUGGAAAGGCGUAUGCAAAGCUGGGGUUUGCCGACCUGAAUCUGGCAGAGUUUGCGGGGUCGGGAAGCACGACCCGUCGAUGUCUGCUGGAAGGCUACGAUACCAAAAACACUCGACAAGACAACUCCAUCCUCAAGGUUGUCAUCAGCACACAACUCAUGUCCGGAGACCCCUGUUUUAAAACGCCCCCGUCCACGGCCACUGUGAUCGGGAUCCAAGGAGACGCAGAGAGUCUCUUGGAGGACAGGAAGGGGGGAGACACCCAGAAAGCCGGCCCUGAGGUCCGUGAGGCGAGGUGCAGCUCCGUCCCGGAGGAGCUGGCCGGCUGCGGACACUCCAGGACCUCCAGCUACGCCAGCCAGCAGUCCAAGCUCUCAGGCUACAGCACGGGCCACUCGCGCUCCUCCAGCCUGUCGGAGUUCAACCACCGCCGGAACCACUCGGUGGGCAGCACCUCCACGGGCAUCGGCAGCAUCCCGGAGCCCGCCGACGACCGCGAGAGCAGGCCCUGCCACGCCCUGCACGAGCACCCCGCCCUGCCCCCCCCCUCCAGCACCCCGGGGGGGGCCACCCCGGUCCGUAGCGCCUCGUCCUGUGAGCGCCUCAACAGACACCCAGUGAAGCAGGACUCCAUGGAGUCCCAGCUGAAGAGGAUGGACGACACCCGGGUGGACGCCGACGACGUGGUGGAGAAGAUCCUCCAGGGACAGGACUUCACCCCCAACCUGCUGGACUCCAGCACCGAGGAGGAAGGCCUGCGUCUCUUCGUGGGGCCGGGAGGAAGCACGGCCCUCGGAAGUCAUCACCUGCCCACCAGGGUCGGAGCUGGAGCGUACGAGCAGGUGGUCAUCAAACGUUGAGCCAAGCGUCCACCACCCCAGGACCAGUAGCGCUGUCUUACUACCAACACACACAUAUCUGAGCAACACCUUGCUUUGUCUAUUCAAAAUGACCAGCAGAGGCCCACUGCAACAGUGCCCCCUGGUGGUCAAGCAGAGGCGGGAGACCCUGGGUCGGUUGUAAGGGGUGGGGGCCACCUAAAUGUUUAUCCGCCAAUAUAUUUUAGCAGAUUGAAUCCUACCAAAUGUAUGACCGCUGAAGGCCAUGAAAAUAGAUCUCUCAUACGCACCUUUUCAUAUGAGCAGUCAUUAGACGGUUUCCCUCUUCUCCCCACUACUGGAGCCAGGUGUCAGUAAUGCUAUUGAUUAGCAGAGGGGGGGGGGGGGGGGGGGGGGUUCCACCAAUAGACAGCACUAUUCCAUGCCCCUCACCACAAUACAUUCCAUAAGCCGUCCACGCUUUUAUUUUGGCACAGUGACGUCUCUGGACUAGCGUUUAAAUAAGAAAAAAAAUAGUAUUUUAUAUUACCUGUACGCUGCUUGGAAGUUGUACGCCCUCCCGCCACUCUCUCGUCUGUGUUUUGACACAUGGUGAUGUCUUGCAGUGAGCCGCCUCCGUCAUGGUAAGACCACUGGUUAGCUGUUCUCUGGUGACUUGACACCGAUGACGUAAGCAAAGCUUCUCGUCUCACAUCUCGUCAGCGGUUUGGUUUUGACAGUGGUCUGUAUUCAGACGAGGACUCGUGAAAUAGUCCGCUGCCGCUGUCAUGAAUGAGCGUCACAUGACACCCCGUAAUAAACACGUCUCAUAGUGAAGCACCGCAGCAGCACUACAUUAGCAUGUGUUGCUAAAAACCACGAUCCAUUAUCCUCGUUAUUUGGUUUUUGUGCUCCUCCCAAUCAAGCCACAUCUAUAAGCUACAAGAUGAAGGGGUCACAACAACCCAACACCCCCCCCCCCCCCCCCCCCCCGUUGGGCCUGUUCUGGCAGACAUGUUCACAUGGUUAACCAGUGACAAUGGUACUUCCCUGUCCCCUUUGACAAAGCCAUAUAAGGGGCCGCUAUACACGCCCCAACCAUAACCACGAUUUACGUAUUUAACGUAUUUAAAUCCCUCUGCACAAAGUGUCAUUAACGUCGUACUUUAACCCGCUUAACGUUGUGGUAAAAUGUGUACGUGUGUGUCUCCAUAUUUUUGUAUGUUGGGGAAAGCCGUGUUGCGCGUUACUCAGUAUGGCCGUUGUCUUCAGUAGAUGUCUCCUUCUCCUCUCCCCUGGGCUUCGGUCAGAGGACCACCCCCUGUAAUUCAUCCACUCAUCUCUGUGCCAUCCUUUGUUUGAAAAAUGCCUUGUUGGAAGGAACCCGUUUGAUUUAACCGUUCAGCAUUUGAAGUACUCCCAAGAUUCAUUAGUGUUUGCAAAUGUCACCGAUACAUUCGCUGAGUUGCGUUUUCACCAAGUAACACUCGGAGCCUGAUUGCUGUUAUUACAUUGUUGUUUGUAUCGAGGAAAAUGAAUCACUUCUUUUUUUUUGUUUUGUUGUUCCCGUGGAGACGGGCAGAUUCUGGUACUGAACAUGUUGUUACAAACAUGGUUGCUUCUUCUCUUCUGUGAAGCUGUGCUUAUAAAUGGAGCUGUUGACUGUAUUCUUCUGUAAAGUGGCGUUCUUCGCUGUCUCGACAGUGUCUGUGUUUCUCCCCUUUCGCAGAGCAAGUUCUUUUUGACCAACGUUUUACUUACUUUUAACAAGUGUACUACUGUAUGCUUUGGUUGUGUACCAUGCACUGUUUAAUUAAAAAGGUGUAAAAAAAACAAAAACUGCAGUGUCUCAAGAACAGGUCUUUAUUGGGGAAUGGUUUUCCUGACAGUGUAACUUUUAUAUUGGGUGUGUGAAGCAAGGCUCCACCAAGCAUUGCAGGAGGAUAUGUGGUCACUCAAAAGUGGGCGUCUCCUGGAAAACAAAGACUGGUCUUUAGAAAAGUCAGGGUGAGGUGUCCUGCUCAAAGACAUCAAGACUCAGCUAGGAGGAGCCGGGAAUCGAACUAGCAGGUUCUAGGU